AUUGCUUUUUGUUUGUCUUAGCCCGUUGACUAAAAUCCAUUAACUGCAGAGCAUUGGGACUUUAUUUGUGACAUAUUAUCUAGUCAAUAAGCAAACUUUCAAAUGUUUUAAAGUUUGGUUGUGUUACCAAAAAAGCCUAAACAUAUUUUUUUCAGCCAGUAUUUUGGUACUAACUUAAAAAGACUGGAACAGUGAUAACGAGGCAUAUCAUUAGGUAUGGAGUGGUGGAGGGUAGCAGGCAGGCAGUAGGGCACCCGGCGCGCCACGCAUGUGGCGGAGCCCGACGCAUCUGGUGACGAAGGGGGGCGCGGGGGCUAAAAUUAGUAGCGGCGGCCACGUGCGCCCGGCGUACCCGCGCUUCGGUUCAGUCCGCGUUCAACCACCAACACGAACGCUCGUCCACCACACUCAGGCGUACACACAAACCUUUACGCUCUCGCGAACCCGAAGACCGCACCAGCGGCAGUGACAGUGUUCCCAGUGAGCUACGGUGGCCGGCGCGACGGAGGCGGUUCAAGGCAUGUUGAUGGCGGGCGCUCUGCCGGCCGAGUCCGAGGGACUUCUGGCACUCAGCGCGCUGCCCGGACAGAAGGACACCACCUGGACCAAACUCUUCGUCGGUGGCCUACCGUACCACACGACAGACAAGAGCCUACGGGAACAUUUUGCGGUCUACGGCGACAUAGAGGAAGCGGUCGUCAUCACAGACAGACAGACGAGCAAAAGCAGGGGCUAUGGAUUUGUGAUAAUGGGUGAUCGAGCGGCUGCAGAACGAGCGUGCAAGGACCCCAACCCCAUUAUAGAUGGGAGGAAAGCCAACGUCAACCUCGCCAUCUUAGGAGCUAAGCCCAGAGGGAAUUUAGCGCCAGGUUUCGGCUUGGCGGCAGCGGCGGCGGCUGGCGUGCGCGCAGGGUACCCGACAGUAUUACAGUCGCCUUACGGGUUGUCUCCUGGGUAUAUGUACAGCACGUAUCCCGGCGUGGGCACGGUUGGCGGGGUGGGCGCCGGGGUGGGCACCGGGGCGGGCGGGCUGGUGCAGUUGCCGCAGUUGCAGCACGCGGCGGCAGUAGCGGCGGCUAACCAUCUGUACGAGUAUCAAGCUGCGGCCGCGCAGGGAGCAGCGGCGUACCAGCAGCAGUACGCAGCCGCCGGGUUCGACCCGUACGCCACAGCGGCAGCAGCAGCGGCCGCGGCAGCUAGCGGGGCUGGCUACGUGUCUCCAUACUACGCGCUCCCCGGCGGAGGAGUACAGGCACCUCUCCUCCCACCACUCCCCUACCCUCCCCCUCUACAAGAGGCCAGGAUGCAAUAAAUCCCUGACACAGGGCUUCAAGGAUGCGCUAGGAAUUAUAUAUUUAACAACAUAACGAAAAUACUAAGAUCUGCCUCAGAGAUCAUCUUGAAUUAGAAAAAUAUAGAAGGAACACGACAGCUGCUAGAGUUAACAAUCCCAUGUCAUCGCGAUACGUGACAUACUGGAAAGCCAAAUGUUUAGACUAAAGAUUAGAUGAAGUCUAGAACUAGUGAAUCUAUAACGACCAAAAAUAUUAAUGAGUGACCAAAGCUGUGAGCUUUUAUCCUAGAAUAGGCUAUUUGACUGUAUUAAAAAUAUACUUUUCUUUUAUGUCAUCAGUCCUAAUAUUAUUUUUUUGGAGCGAUUUGUAAUAACGCGAGAUAAAAAUAUUGCAUUAUUUAAACAAAAUCCGUCUCAGAAAAUUAGGUUUUUAUAUGCAGCUGUCACGUGACUAAAAACGAACGUGAUUGGCUAUUUCUAUUAUGACGUCAAUUAUCCAUAAACAGACUGUGGAUCGUACCGUUCCUUAGUGUUCGCUAUUAUUUUUCAAGAUUUUAUAAGUGUUUGAUCGCUCAGGAUUACUCAGAUAACGUAGGUAUUUAAUAAUGGAAACCAAUUCCGCGAAAGCUGACAAAAGUGGACGCAAUAAUGGUUAGAAGAAGAAAUCUGGAUUGUCUUCUUCAAAGACAAUCCAGAUUUCUAUGCUGCCGAACUGAGGAAUGUGAAAACAUCAAUGUAAGUAUAUCUUGGUAACCACUGAUCUUAGAUCAUGAUCUGAAACCACUUGCGAAUAUUCAAAUCCAUCGGCAUAGAAAAAAACAGUUUCGUAGGAGAUUUUAUUGUUGUAUUAGUGCAUUGAGGCCCUGCACAACAUUUAUAGGAACUCAUUUUAAUAAUUUUCACAGAUAUGACGUGGCACAAGUUAAAUAAAACACGAGAAAAUCAAAACUUUUCGAAACACCAACAAGCUUUGUAUGAUAUUUACACGAAAUUUACGUCACUGCAUGCCAUGGCCGCCAUAUUGCUAAAAGUCGCGUUUUGGCGGCAUAUUUGAAUAUUUCAUUUUCUUUUUCGAUUUUUUAAUAAAAUAGCUGUAAUAAAGGCAGAAAAGUAUUUUUGUAGGGCUCCUUAUAAACAAAUAAAUACCCUAAGAUAGUUUUUAGAACUUUGUCAAAUAGCCUAUUAAGGGGCCUUUCGGUUCUUUAAAUAAUCUGGUACGAUUUUAAACUUAUUAACACAUAUAUAAGUAGUACGUAGUUCUUAUCUAUUGUAAUGAAAGUAGGUAUUUGCCUAUCAGUAGCUAUGUUACGAAUUUCUUGCCUCAUCUAUUCGACUUCCCAUCACACAUAUUUUCCUAUUUUUGAACUUAUAGGUUAGGUAGGUAUAUUUAAAAUAUAAAUACAGAUACCCCUUUAUAUCCGAAUAUAUAUAACUAUUUAUUACUUUCAUAUUGUUACAAUUAAGGAAUUAAAUAGCUGUUGUAUGACAAUAAAACUAUUUUGGAAUGUGUCUUCAACGGUUGGAACUUUGAACCGACUCACAUGCUAAUGUUGGAGCAAACAGUCAAAAGGUUGAAAGCACUAAAAUUUUAAUUUUUUAUUCUUAUAUGCUGAUCAUACCGUCACUUUCACAGUUCUCAGUACAACAAUAUUAAAAUAAUUUUAGAAAAUUAAAGGCAAAACAUUAAGUAAAUAAAUGUGCAAAUUCUUUUAUUUUCCAAAGUAGAAAAGUCGUAAAAUUACCUACUUACUUCCAUAUUCAAAUUUUAAUAUUUAAAUCUUCCCUACAAUGUUUUCAUAAUGAUUUAGUUUCGAAAUCAAAUAAAAAAUACCUGAAAAUGCUUCUUUAUGAAUUUCAAUUUCCGUACGAAAAAGUACUUUACUAAAAUAAGUAAUAUAUCUAAGUACUUACCUUAUCAUGCGUUGUGCAAAUCUAGGUUUUCUAAUUGUGAAAUAACAAGUCCAUGUUGCUCAAUAGGUUCUACGAAGGGCUUUAGCUUAAGAUAGGAGAGCAAAUAAAGGGCUAAUAUAGGUUUGUAAUUUUAAGCAAUGUACUUAUACCUACUGCGAAUGUAACACUUUGUAUAGGCCCUCUGUAAUAUGUAUUAUUACUGUAUGUUCUCCAAAGCGGUAUAGGGUACUUACUAGUUAGAAUAAUUCAAUUACUAGUCCAUGUAAUUUUAAUGUAAUAAACUUUAGAUGUUCACCGGUCAUAAAAUUUACCAAACUUUGUGGUUAAAUUUAAAACUACAUUUACCAUCUACCUAUAUAAAUUAUCGUAUAACGAUCUCUUCUAAUUUGACUUGAUUUAUAAAAGUAAGUAAUAGGUAACUACCUAACCAUAAUAGAAAUUUGAAAACAGUAAAGGUUGAUAUUUUAAAAUUAAUUAAAGUUCUUUGUUUACAUUUAUUAUAAACCUAUUGAGGUAAUGCAUCUACCUACUACAGAAAUACAUAAGUGGAUUGACCGGGAACUUAGUACAAGUUAGGGGCACUAGAAUAUUCAAGAAGUUAGUACGUAAGAUUAAUUAAUUCUAAUUAUUGUAAUAUGCUGUUAUUCGUAAUUUAUUUUGUUGAUAUUUGUAAAUCUACAUGUUGAUAACUAUUUAUUAUGUGGAAGAGUAAUAAAAAUUGUUAAAUAUUUAGAGGCCGAAUCUUUAUCAGUUCUGGGACACCUUGAGUUCAAAUUGCGGUUCGGCCUAAUAUAUUGAAUUAUACACAGUAAUAAUAAAUAAUAAUAACUAUAAGUAGAUUAAAUUAGAUCAUACCAAAUGUAACUUUUUCAAUCGUGUAGCCAUAAAAGUGGCCAUCUUGCCUUAAAAUAAAUAAUAUUGUACGUAUAGUUUAUAUAAUAUUAUGACAUAAAACACAUAUCAUCAGAUCAGAUAUAUAUGUAGGUAUAUAAUUAUUACCUACUAACUAGUAAUCAGUGUGGUAUGCUAACGCUACUCUCUGAUCAGUCCAUAUUAGUGCAUUUCAUUCACAGUAAUUUUAAGCACAAUUAUUAUAUUUAUAUGUAUUACAUAUUAUAUGAAUGUGAAUUCAUAAUAAAUACCUAAUAAUUGUUACGAAUAAUUUAAAAUUAUACUACAAUGUACUUAAUUUAGGAUAUUCUAAAAUGGAAAAUAAAUUUUUAAGGUAA
Molecule: messenger RNA, 4434 nt
Organism: Amyelois transitella
Lineage: Eukaryota; Metazoa; Arthropoda; Insecta; Lepidoptera; Pyralidae
Product: RNA-binding protein 24-B
Exons: 5
Coding region: 521-1312 (263 amino acids)
Cellular component (GO): cytosol
Molecular function (GO): RNA binding
Source: RefSeq, a predicted model, not a curated record